CCUACGUUUGUUUUCAAUCGUUCUCAGCCCAUUGCAGAUCCAAUCAGAACCUACCAUCAAGAUGCGUUCUCAGCUCUCUCUUCUCGCCAUCACGGCCGCUACCGUGUCCGCUAUCCCCCAGUCCCAAAUCUCAAAGCGCGAUAACAUCAACGACGAGAAUGGUAACAUCAAAAUCACCUUCUCCGAUGAAACUGUCAAGAUCGGCACAGUGAAGAUUGACGAAAUCAUCGCGGGUCUCUCGAAAGCCUGCUCCACCCAAGGCCAAUGCGACACAUCCACCAUCGACUUCCAGGGCCAGCUGAUCGCAGCCGGUCGCGGCAGCUCGGUAGACGACAUAACCGUUCAUGUUGAGCCCUCCGGCGCCUACCCAACCUGGAUCCACAACGGCUUGAUUGAUGGUCUCGCCGCAGCCGUCAAGGCCGUCGCAGAGUGUGAAGACAUCACCAAUACACCCACAUGCCCCAAUCCUGCCGUGUACUGUCCUGCUGAGCCAAUCACGGUCAACGAGUGCACAGUGCCGCAAUACUGGGGAAUCAACUACCAGGAUAAAGAUGCGGCCAAUGCGGCGCCGCCAUUCAUUGGCUCGGAUUUGACGAUUGAGGUUGAUAAUGGUGGCUUCUGCGGGAAGCUCUUGACUUCGAUGAGCGCUGUUGCCGGUGCUGUACAUGGUGUUGCUGGUGGUAUCUUCACGCUGUUGUCGUUGGCUUGCAAGGACUGA
Paraphaeosphaeria sporulosa is the source of this 718-nucleotide messenger RNA. RefSeq lists its product as uncharacterized. The record is from RefSeq and is a predicted model, not a curated record. NCBI's taxonomy places the organism in Eukaryota, Fungi, Ascomycota, Dothideomycetes, Pleosporales, Didymosphaeriaceae. Bases 62 to 718 code for a protein of 218 amino acids. The transcript is spliced from 2 exons.